AUGGCACCUAUAGAGGCUCCACAAUUGGCGAUCCCAGGCGAAGCAUUUUCUGCGAAUUCUGGGCUAUCAAAUGACGGUCUUACGGCCUCAAACGGCCCAGAAUUUGCUCAACAACAGCAGGUGCGUCAGAGGAGUAAUAUGGACGAGAAAUUUGACGAGUUUCUGAAUCUUAUGGGUCGCCACCCUGUUCUGACAGGAGUGGGCGGGUUUCUGGGACUAUAUUUCGCCGCUGGGGCUUUCAAAAGCAUUUCAAAAAUGCUUGGAGGCGGAAAAACGGGCGUGCAGUUUGUGAAAGGAGGGUUCGACGGUAAGAUGAACUCCAAAGAGGCAAUGCAGAUCCUAAAUUUAACCGAAAGUAACCUCAACCGCAAAAAAUUGAAAGAGGUCCACAGACGGAUCAUGCUGGCCAACCAUCCGGACAAAGGCGGAAGUCCGUAUCUGGCCACCAAGAUCAACGAAGCCAAGGAUUUCCUCGAGAAAAGAGGGCUGCGGAAAUGA
This is a messenger RNA of Lachancea lanzarotensis, 498 nucleotides long. RefSeq names its product LALA0S06e02058g1_1 (gene PAM18). Gene Ontology annotation, molecular function: ATPase activator activity. The coding region runs from base 1 to 498 and encodes 165 amino acids. The record is from RefSeq and is a predicted model, not a curated record. NCBI's taxonomy places the organism in Eukaryota, Fungi, Ascomycota, Saccharomycetes, Saccharomycetales, Saccharomycetaceae. Gene Ontology annotation, biological process: protein import into mitochondrial matrix. Gene Ontology annotation, cellular component: PAM complex, Tim23 associated import motor. The transcript has a single exon.